Molecule: messenger RNA, 1443 nt
Organism: Cynara cardunculus var. scolymus (artichoke)
Lineage: Eukaryota; Viridiplantae; Streptophyta; Magnoliopsida; Asterales; Asteraceae
Exons: 4
Coding region: 72-1136 (354 amino acids)
Source: RefSeq, a predicted model, not a curated record
GGGAAAUUCCAAAUUUUGAAACCGAAAGAUUUCUUUGAUCUUUUGAUAAAUUCAUUCAUAUUUUGAUUAAAAUGGGAAAGCUUAUAUGUGAUUCAACGACCUCGUCUCCCGUUAUCCCAUGGAAAGAUCCGACUGCAGCUCCAUCAUCUAUCGAUACCAUCGCUGCCGUCGAUUUAUCCGACGAGAUCCUCAACGCCGCCACCACCACCUGGGAUGACGUCUCAGGAUUAGAAGACCAGCAGAAAAGGCACCUACAGAGGCUCCACGCCAAGGGAGUCCUUUGGAAGCACCCAGGGAAUAAAAUCCCUAAUCAAUGUCAAAAUCAAAACCAAGAAGAUGAUACUUCCUUGCCUGCGGCGGUAGUUUUCAGGCUUAGCCACGGCGGAGAUGUCGAGGCAGAUGGAAAUUGUUUAUUCACGGCUUCGCAAAAGGCGAUGGGGCUGACGGAGAUUAACGCCAAAGAUCUGCGGAGACGGACGGUGCGGCGGUUCUUGGAAGAUCUUGGAUCUGAGAGCGGAAUGGAGCGAGCCAACAUUGAUGCGGCGAUAAAGCAUAUGUAUGCGCCAGAUCUAAGAUCUGGUUGGGGCAUACAUGUUGUUCAAGAGGUCAAAUUACUUGCGAAGAAGGUAGAUCGUGAAAGUUUAGAUGCAGCUAUCGAGGAACUCGUUAAUCUCGGUAUGCAGAGAGAAUUGGCUGCGGAAUCUAUUUAUAAAGAGAGAUGUAUUGCUGUUGACAAUGGUCAAAACUGGGCCAAGUAUAUGUCAAUAUCUGGGUCUCCAGAUGAUGAAUAUAACAUCAUCACUUUGCAAUAUACAGAGGAAGGUUUGUUAACUGUAGAUGAAAACAGAGAAGGCCAUGCUGCAGCUUUUGGAGAUGAUAUAGCAAUCGAAUGUCUUGCUACUGAGUUCAAAAGAGAAAUUUAUGUGGUGCAGGCACAUGGAUCAGAUGCUAUGGUUGAUGAAGAUAAUUGUGUGUUUUUCCUUCCACAUCGUCCAAGGAGUGAAAUCUGUGGACCACCUUUCUUUCUAUUCAUGAAAGGAACAGGUUGGUGUGGAGCUGGGGGCGAUCACUAUGAGCCUCUUAUUGCUCACUCUUCCUCGGUGGUAUCCCAGGAGAAAGUUGCUUUGGUUCUUUGAAUUGGGCGUUGCAGUUUUGGGCGUAGAGAGAGAGAUCUGAGUUAGAAAUAGGAAGCAUUCUUUUCUGAAAUUUUUGCUGUGGAUGAAGGAAGACAUGGAUUAUUUGUUUCUGGUAGAAAAUUAUAAAAUUUUGGUAAGUGUAGUCGGCUUUUUUGUCGGUGUUGUUGUUGUUGAGUCAUGCAUUCGAGGGAGGAAGGGGUAUAGAAUUGUGGUCGAGAGAGUUGGUAGCAUUAUUGGAAUGGUGCCAGUUUGUUGUAACUGCCAGAUUUUACUAUUUAAUGGCAAAAUGGGUUUGGAAUUCAUUUGC